Molecule: messenger RNA, 1818 nt
Organism: Ochlerotatus camptorhynchus
Lineage: Eukaryota; Metazoa; Arthropoda; Insecta; Diptera; Culicidae
Product: tRNA dimethylallyltransferase
Exons: 7
Coding region: 20-1750 (576 amino acids)
Biological process (GO): tRNA modification
Cellular component (GO): mitochondrion
Molecular function (GO): tRNA dimethylallyltransferase activity
Source: RefSeq, a predicted model, not a curated record
CAGUCAGUCGGUCGGUCGAAUGUUUCGUUGCGGUGAGAAAAUACGGUGCGUUUUGCGUUUGAAUUUUCCGUCCGGGAGUGCUUUACAUCGGGUGUUUUCCGCCGCGAAAAAGGCCACCAUGGCUACGGUCCCGCGAGUGAAACCUCUGGUGGUGAUUCUCGGUUCGACGGGGACCGGGAAAACGAAGCUUUCGAUCGCACUGGCCCGGCGUUUCGGAGGGGAAAUUAUCAGCGCCGAUUCGAUGCAAGUAUACCGUGAACUGGACAUCGUGACGGCGAAAGCGACCAGAGAAGAGCAAUCGCAAGCUCCUCAUCACCUGUUGGACGUGGCGACGCCGGAUCAGGCCUUUACGGUGAUCCACUUCCGAGAACGAGCACUGCCGAUUAUCGACCGCUUGCUGGCAGAGAACCGGAUGCCCGUCAUAGUAGGCGGAACCAACUACUACAUCGAGAGCGUCCUCUGGCAGGUACUGGUCGGAAGUGGCAUUCGCCAGGAAAAUACUCGCCGACGUCGGCAUUCCGGCACCUCACAGGACGAAGCCGAAGAAACGGCAGAAGAAGAAACGUUGUUCGAUUCCGGAAAAAGAACCAAAUUAGUAACCGAAGAUCGUGCUAAUCCGGAAGCGAGCCAUGGUGCUGGUAGUGGCCGUAGUAGUAGAAUGGAAGAAAUCGAAAGUACGCGAUCGCGACUAUCGGUCGACGGCAGUGGCGUCGAGAAGGAAAGUGAAUCACCACCGCCGACCGCGAAGAAAGUGCGUGAAGAACAGGAAAGUGAAAACCGUGGUGCAGAAACUGAAAAGGCAGCUGAUGAUCCGGCGGAAAAGGUAUUGCUAAUGACAACGGAACAAAUGGAGCAACUGGAGUCGACCGUUUUGCAUGGUGUGCUGCGGCGAGUUGAUCCAGUGACAGCCGAUCGGUUGCAUCCCAACAAUAAGCGGAAGAUUGUCAGGGCCCUUGAAGUGUUCCAGCAGGAUGGCCAGCCAUUGAGCCGCAUUUUAGAGGACCAGCGUGCAUUGUCGGGCGGAUGCAAACUGGGCGGUCCACUACGUUAUCGUAAUGUAGUGCUAAUCUGGUUGCGCUGUGAACAGGAAACGCUCAACGCCCGAUUGGACGCUCGAGUGGAUUCGAUGGUAGCGCAAGGCCUACUAGCUGAGAUAAGGCAAUUCUACGAGCGCUACGUGAAACCCUACGAGGACAACGAUUUUCACCAGGGUAUUCUGCAGAGUAUCGGAUUCAAAGAGUUUGUCGCCUACCUGGAAAAGUUUGAUCAUCAACACGAUCAACUAAUCACCGAUUACAUGCGAAAGUCUAGCGAUGACGGGACCCCUCCGGAGGGAUUGCCGCUUCUUCAGAAAUGCCUGGAUAAUCUCAAGCUGGUAACGCGCCGGUAUUCCAAAAAACAAAUUAAAUGGAUUAAUCAUCGAUUCUUGGGCAAUUCACGCAGAGAGGUCCCUCCAAUUUACGCCUUGGACACGACCGAUGUCGGCAAGUGGGACGAAAAUGUUUUCACACCAGCUGAACAAGUCAUCGAAGCAGUCCUGGAGGGAAAAAUUCCAACGAAGCAACCGAUGCCCCGGUUGACGACGGCGAGAGAAGGUCUGAACGAGGAAACCUCCUUCUUCUGUGACAUUUGCCAACGUACCAUAGUAGGCGAGUACCAAUGGCAAUCGCAUUUGCGCUCCAACAAGCACAAAAAAUGUGUUCAAAGUAAAUCGAAGCAAGCCAAGCAAUCGACGGAAAACAACAGCUAACAACUGGGCCUCCUGUCGAAUGGUAAGUAGUUGAUUUUAUACUAGAAUCUACAAAAUAUAAACUGGAA